Phasianus colchicus (ring-necked pheasant) is the source of this 1354-nucleotide messenger RNA. It is a transcript of the gene TXN, whose product is annotated as thioredoxin. The record is from RefSeq and is a predicted model, not a curated record. NCBI's taxonomy places the organism in Eukaryota, Metazoa, Chordata, Aves, Galliformes, Phasianidae. Gene Ontology annotation, molecular function: protein-disulfide reductase activity.
CGGCGGUGGCAGAGCGCUGAGGAGGCUCUGAGCCUGCGGAGUGGUCCUUAGUGCGACAGCGGAGAGAGCAGAGGCGUGCCGGGUGCGCGUGCGCGGGGACGAGGUCGUGAGCCGCCUUUUUGCGUUGCAGCCGAGGAGCCGCCGCCAUGGUGAAGAGCGUGGGCAGCCUGUCUGAAUUUGAGGCAGAACUGAAGUCUGCUGGUGAGAAGCUUGUAGUAGUUGAUUUCUCUGCCACAUGGUGCGGACCAUGCAAAAUGAUCAAGCCAUUUUUCCAUAGUUUGUGUGACAAGUUUGGUGAUGUGGUGUUCAUUGAAAUUGAUGUGGAUGAUGCCCAGGAUGUUGCUGCACACUGUGAUGUGAAGUGCAUGCCAACAUUCCAGUUCUACAAGAAUGGAAAGAAGGUGCAGGAGUUCUCUGGGGCCAAUAAAGAGAAGCUGGAAGAGACCAUCAAAAGUCUAAUCUAAUCUGCAGCCACGGAGACAUCGGAGCAUGUCUGGGGAUCGGCUAAAUCAUAGCCCAUAACUUUUCUACUUUAAAAAAAAAAUUCAACCAUUUAACCUAUCUAGCCUGGUGGAAACUAUCCUCUGAUCAAUGUAAAUGAGUACAAUAAAACGUAAAUUCUUCACUUCUGGUUACUGCCUGAUGGUUUGAAUGAAAACGCAAGCAAGUUGCUAAUGUCUCUGAUGUGAUCUAUUUUACUGUGUUAAAAGAAUGCUGUCUGGAAGCAAGGGCUCUUGUCAAAUGCAAAAAUUUAAUACCAGGUUGUUGCUGAGAAUGGAAAGUUAAGUGUUGGAAAGGACAACGAUAAUAAUUGCUGUAGAAGUCUGGCACCUUACUUGCCUGGCAGCCAACCACGAGCCUAUUAUUUGAAGAGCAGCACUAUGGCUUGCAGUUGAGCUGCAGGAGGGUGAGCUUGAAGCUGUAGAAGAUGGGGAUUGCUGGUAGGGAUGGGUUCUUAAAAUCCAAGCUUUGUAUUAGACUUAGAAAUUAAGACUACUGGUGUAGUAAAACAUCUGAACAUGAUGUGAAUUGUGCCACAAAAUUAUAGAAAGGGAGGAGUUGGAAGUGCUGCCUCCUUCCCUUUCAGUUUUGCUUUGCCAUUCCUGUACAGUCUCGUUCUGUUGGUAGCAAUAUGUAGUCUCUGGGUUGGGCUGCUUCGUUCCACAGGCAGUAAUCUAAAGAGGCAAAACAGUGUCUUGAGCCUGAGAUGAAUUUGCUUGUUCUUGUUGUCUUUGCUUAACUUCACUAUUAUAUUAUUGGACCAUACUGGAUACAUUUUUGUCUACUGAACUGGACUCUGAAGUCCUCCAGCUCUGUAACAGGUUAUCUAAAUAAACAUUUAUCUGCCACUUUC